CACGUGGACGAAAUUUUUCAAUCCAAGGCAAGAUAGAUCAUAGAUCUGAAGACUGAAGUGAAUUGCCCAAAAUUCGCCACAGUUAGUCACUGAGUUCAUUAUUUCAUUCAUCCUUCGCUUAUUCCUCUUGUUUGGGUCAUGGCAAUUUGUUCCUCACCAUCAUCGUCAUCGUCAUCUUCUUCUUCUACGUCGUCGUUUGGUUCCUCGAACACCGCGAAGGCGUGGAUAAUCCAUGGCAUUGUGGCCGGAGUGGCGAUUGCUGCGGCGGUGGGCGCACGCGCUUACAUGACCCGAUUCAGCAAGUUUCGGAGCCGGGUCGUGGGCAUCAUACCCGCCCGAUUCGCUUCCUCGCGCUUUGAGGGAAAGCCUCUCGUUCAAAUCCUGGGCAAGCCCAUGAUCCAGAGAACAUGGGAAAGGGCAAAGCUGGCAGCUACAUUAGAUCAUGUUGUUGUGGCAACUGAUGAUGAAAAGAUUGCUGACUGCUGUAGACAAUUUGGAGCUGAUGUUAUAAUGACCUCAGAAUCUUGCAGAAAUGGUACGGAGCGCUGCAAUGAAGCCCUACAGAAACUUGGGAAAAAAUAUGAUAUUGUUGUCAACAUUCAGGGUGAUGAGCCACUUAUUGAACCUGAGAUAAUCGAUGGUGUUGUGAAAGCUUUGCAGGCAGCUCCAGAUGCAGUGUUCAGCACAGCAGUCACAUCUUUGAAGCCUGAAGAUGCCCAUGAUCCAAAUAGAGUGAAAUGUGUGGUAGAUAACCGUGGCUAUGCCAUUUACUUUUCACGAGGAUUAAUCCCAUUCAACAAGUCAGGGAAGGUCAAUCAACUGUUCCCGUAUUUGCUUCAUCUUGGGAUUCAGAGCUAUGAUGCAAAGUUUUUGAAUAUAUACCCUAAUCUUCGACCUACUCCUUUGCAACUUGAGGAGGAUUUGGAGCAGCUUAAAGUCCUUGAGAAUGGCUACAAGAUGAAGGUGAUAAAAGUUCAUCAUGAGGCUCAUGGUGUUGACACUCCUGAAGAUGUUGGAAAGAUAGAAUCUCUAAUGCGUGAGAGGAACUUAUCUUGAACUCUCAGCCACGGCAGUGAAACCAUAUAUGCAAAUUAAUCAUUAGCACACCACCACAUCACAUAUAGAAAAAGUUUUUUUUUUUUUUUUUGUAUAAACCUUCUUGUUGCUUACAACAUAGUAUGCGGGCUAUUAUUUAUGAUGUAUUUUAUUUUAUAGCAUCGGCAGUAUGCAUGACUAGGUUUCUGGGUUUCUUGUACAAUUAAUAUGUGCAGAGAAUUAAAAUUUUAGUCACACAUAAUGUAAGCUGUGUAUGUAUCUUUAUCAACAGUGAAGGUUAACAUAAAUAGCACCAUGGAAGAUAUUUAUAUUAGUUUUGAGGA
Glycine soja is the source of this 1379-nucleotide messenger RNA. Its product is annotated as 3-deoxy-manno-octulosonate cytidylyltransferase, mitochondrial-like. Bases 139 to 1056 code for a protein of 305 amino acids. The transcript has 8 exons. Gene Ontology annotation, cellular component: cytosol. NCBI's taxonomy places the organism in Eukaryota, Viridiplantae, Streptophyta, Magnoliopsida, Fabales, Fabaceae. The record is from RefSeq and is a predicted model, not a curated record. Gene Ontology annotation, molecular function: 3-deoxy-manno-octulosonate cytidylyltransferase activity.